This is a messenger RNA of Musa acuminata AAA Group (dessert banana), 2361 nucleotides long. RefSeq lists its product as uncharacterized. The record is from RefSeq and is a predicted model, not a curated record. The transcript has 8 exons. Lineage: Eukaryota; Viridiplantae; Streptophyta; Magnoliopsida; Zingiberales; Musaceae. Bases 517 to 1866 code for a protein of 449 amino acids.
GGCAUCCCAACAAGACGUGGAUUGAACUGAAACGAUCCAUCCUUCUGUGCUCGGACGAAACCCCUAAAUUCCUCGAGUGAGUUUGGGGAUUCGUCUCUCCCCGAUCUUCCUGCAUUCUCCCCUCAGUUUGCACUCGCUCUUUGCCGUCAUCUUUGAUUUCAGUUGUUUAGACGUGAGUUAUCGCCCGAUUGAUCGUUUGAUCUCCCGUUUGUAGUCAGAUAAUUACGAUCUUCAGACCCAACUCUAGCCAUACAUAAUUAGCUUAUCUGGGUCAGGUCAGCGCUUUGCUGGUUCUCUAAGCUGGUUUGUAUUUAAUCUGCAGAAUUUAUUUUCUAAGUUGAUUCUUGUUCGUGCUCCAUAUUUGCCAUUUGGUCAAGUUGAUUAUCUUUGGAUUUAGGACGAAAACAUUAAGAACUAAGCAAGUCAUUUCUGUUUAUGUUCUCUCAUAUGCAGUAUAUUCCAGAUAUCCCAUAGUUUCGAAAAUGAAUACAGUGGCAAUGCUGCUUAACUUCAGUGAUGAGGAAGAUGUUUAACAAUCGAUCGGGAUUGGAUGAAAUAGGAGUAUCAGCAGCCUGUAGCCAGGACAGGAUGCACAUUGAGAAAUUGGAAGGGGAGUUGAGGAACUGCCACCAAGAGAUAGAAUAUUUGCAGGAUCAAUUGAAUUUGCGGAAUGUAGAGGCAAAUUUUAUGGCUGAACAUGUAGAGAGCCUUGAACUGAAGCUUGCAGGAGCUGAAAGAUUAAAUGAUAAGCUAAGGCUGAUCAGUGAGGAAUUAGUGCAAGCUGAUUCUCGGUGCAUGAUUUUGAUUGAGGAAUUGAAAUAUAAAGAGGAUGAGUUGAAAAAGUCUGACUUGCAAAUAGAGAACCUUGAGACAUCACUUCUAGAUUCACAAUGUGAAAUUGAGAGUUUAAAACUUGACAUUACUUCUCUAGAGCAGAGAUGCAUUGAAGCAGAGAGACUUGGGCAACAACUUGCUGAAGAAAAAACCAGGGUGGACAAGCGGUUGCACAUACUUGAAACUCAGCUUCAGGAGAUGCAACAGAUGAUUAGAUGUUUGGAAAAUGAGAAAAACACUCUGUUUGAGAGAAAUGCUAAACAAUCUUCCCUUAUUGUUGAACUUGACAAGAGACUGAGGCAAGAUAGCAAAGUGGGUAUCCAUUUAGACAAUCAACUGGAUUGGAGUUUCCUGCUUAAAUUAAGGGAAGAGCUUCCUUUGUCAAGAGACAUGUGCACUUCUGCAGAGAAUUUGGGUCCAUCCUCUGCGAAACUAGCUGCUGUAACAUCUCAAGAUGAACAUGUGAAGACUGAAAUAGAGAAGAUGGCAAAACAAAUUCAUGAAUCUGAUCUUCUAGUCAAUCAGCUUAAGGAAGAACUAAGGGAAGUAAAACUUAAGGCCAAGGAAGAAGCAGAAGAUCUUACUCAAGAAAUGGCUGAAUUGAGAUACCAGUUCACAGACAUGCUCGAAUUAGAAUCCAGACGUCGAGCUCUUGUUGAAGAAGCAUCUAUUAGGAGAGUUCAAGAUUUGGAGGCACAGGUGCAGAAAGAACAACAGAAAUCUAUUACAGCCCUUAGGCACUUCCAGGAAGUAAAUAAACUAGCUGAAAAGCAGUCCAUGGAAAUUAGGAGAUUAAAGACUGCACUGGAGAGGCUCGACCAGGCCCUCGGUUUGGAAUCAAGUUUUGAGUCCUGCUCUUCUGGUUGUUGCAAUAUCAAACAGAAUAUUUUGGACACCGAAGCACCCAAGGAGACUGAAGCUUUAGGUGUCGUCUAUGCCAACAAUGAGGUAGAUCACACUUUAGAGUGGCAUCCUAGUGAAGCUACUAAUGAUGUUGAGAAGGAUAAGGAUGUUAUCAAGGAAGAUUUAUGAAGGCCGAAAAAGCCCACCACUUGGUCUAAUUAUUGUUAUCAGUGCAGUUUGUAUCUGAAUCUGUGAUGAUAAUGAUCGCUGAUUAUUGUCCUCAUGGGCACAAGGUUUGAAUAUAAUGCUUGCAAAGGACAACAGAUGGUUACUGAGUGCAAAAUCCUACAGAUGGCUUCCUAUCAGCAAAUUGGUUUUGGUCGGGAAGAGGUUAGCAAUUGUUUUUUCUAUUGUUACCUUUUGUGGUGAUGCAUUAUUCUUGAAAAGUGGUUGAUACAACUCAAAUAGGAAAUCUGUUUUGGUAGAAAAUUGUGUUCGUGUUUUGUAUAUCCUGCAAAUGUUGUACAUCUACUUACAUGAAAUGGUAUUUUUAGUUAAGAAUUGGAUUGGGAUAGAAUGAUUCAUGAAAUGGUACAUCUACAAAUGGCCUGACCUUAUGUUAGGUGUGAUCCUAUGGUCGGGCUGUAGUUUCUUAAAAUAUAACCUGUCCAGGCUUUCAAUGAA